Molecule: messenger RNA, 2021 nt
Organism: Bufo gargarizans (Asiatic toad)
Lineage: Eukaryota; Metazoa; Chordata; Amphibia; Anura; Bufonidae
Gene: INO80E
Product: INO80 complex subunit E
Exons: 8
Coding region: 195-932 (245 amino acids)
Biological process (GO): chromatin remodeling
Cellular component (GO): Ino80 complex; nucleus
Source: RefSeq, a predicted model, not a curated record
AGCAUGCCUCCCUGUCACAUGGUUAGCUGAGUGCUCAGUGGGAGAAGUGGAGCGGUUACCCAUAGCAACCAAUCGGGGCUCUGCUUUCAUUUUCCAAUGCGCCUCUGAGACAUUAGAGCGGGGAUCUGAUUGGCUGCCCACGAGGCAUGCUGGGAGUUGUAGUUUAUCCUCACCUGGAGAGGCAGAGGCUGUAGAUGGCUGCCCUGGGAGUGAGGAUGAAUGGCGAGGCUGACGGGGAGGUCGAUUACAAGAGGAAGUACAAGAACCUAAAGCGCAAGCUCAAGUUCCUCGUCUACGAGCAAGAAUGUUUCCAGGAGGAGCUACGGAGGGCCCAGAGGAAGCUGCUGAAAGUCUCCAGAGAUAAGAGCUUCCUACUGGACAGAAUCCUUCAGUAUGAGAACGUUGACGACGACUCGUCAGAUUCUGAUAUGACGGCGUCUUCAGACAACAGUGACACCGAGGGAGGACGUGAUGUUGGCACCCCCACUGCCAGGAGGAAGAGCAGUCCAUCUGCCGGUCCGGCCUCCCCUCCCCCAUCCUCCUCAUCAGGCCUGUCCCUGCACGCGUCUGGGGGCCCCUACCUUAGCGCAAUGAGCUCACCCCCCUACACCCCGUUCCCCUCGGAAUAUCUGGCUCCUAUCCCCAACUCCACGUCCCCCAAACCCGAGCGAGUCAAGAGAGACAGAAAGAACCGCGGGGUUAAGCCCAGGAGACCUAAGAUGGCCCUCAGCUCGCCCUCUGGGGUCCUGCCCUUCAGUUCCCGGUCAUCCAGCCUUCCGCCGCUGUCCUCCUCAAGCAAGCACGCCCCACCCCCGCCCAUCCUCAGCACGGUGCCACAGCAGAUGUUCAGCGAUGGCGGGGAGGGCAGCGGAGAAGAGGGGCCCCUGGAUGGAGAUGAGGAGGAUGACUUGGUCAUAGACAUCCCUGAGUAAGGCCUGAACCUGCCGGCACGACCAUAUGCUGCACUGAAGUCUGCUCGGCUUCGAGGAGGGACUCCCAUUAUCCUCGUGGACGGCUGCCGUGUCUGCUGAGACUCCGGACUGUCUCAUUUUAUAAGAUUUCCUCAGCCGGACGUUGACACGGAUCCAGUGACUGUACCGAUCACGCGGGUGCAUUGCAUUGUGGGAGAUGUAGUGUUAAUAUUGAGAACUGUAUGGGGGGGGGGGGGGGACUGGCCAUAGACCCUACAGGGAAAUCUCUGGGCGCCCUGAUCCCUCCUCGCGGCCGCUGGCGGGUACAUAACGACCUGUUGCUCCAGCGUUAAUUAAUGUAGGAGCAUCAGGCUCCUAUGUACCUGGCUGCAGGGGCCCGCCCGAAUUCAUCUGCAUGGCUGUCCUCAGGACGUUAGCGCAGUUGUAUACUGUGGUGAGGGCGGCAGUAUUUGGUUCUGCGGGGGUGGUAUUUUGUUCUGCACUAUGGUAUUGCUUGUGUUGCCCCAUCUACUGUCAGUUUGGACCUACCUACAACGCGGGGCCACUUUUUUUUUUUUUCCUGGGGCCAUUUGAAGUUCCCAGUCUGUCCCUGGUGUAUGAGAUCUACUGGGGCCACUACAUCUCCUGCAGAGCACGCCCACUGACCCUAAUUAAACCCUUCCCCUCCUGCAGCACAGCAGAGCACGCCCACUGACCCGGUCACAGGACGGGUGGGAGUCCCGAUUGUGCUGCAUUGUGGGAAAUGGACGAUGAAGCCCUACAUCUCUCGCAGUGCAGCAGAGCAUGCCCGGCGCACUCGCGUCCUGCGCAGUGCAGUCUACCAGACCUUGGUGCUGGAUGUCGUUUUUUUUAACCUGAUUUGUGAAUGAAUUGACUCUCUGAAAAUGGAGUUGUGGCCCCGGGGUUACACUUUACAGCAGAUGUGACGCUUGUUUACAAGGUGCCGCCCGCGACGGCGUUCUUCUGCCUCCGAUUUAUUUACAAUGAAUUUUUUUUUCACUUUUGGUGCUGUGCAUCCUGAAGUGAAGCUUUUAGCACCACCUGGUGGUGGCAUGAGGGCACUGCACUGAGAUUAAAUCCUGCACAAAC